GUUGGUCUUUCACUUAUAAUAGGCCCUUUCUCCCCAUCUUCUUCCUUUUCUUCUCUACUCUCUCCAAGCGAAUCCAUCUUGUUUCGCUUCCCAUUGACCCUUCCUACGUCACCUUUAGUCCACUCAAUUCCUCUCUCUCACCACAAUGCCUCGCUUUGAGGACUCUGACUUUGGCGUCGAGGGCUCUCCCUCCGCCCCUCCUGCUCGCGGCUCUACACUCGACACCCGCUCUCCUGGAGACCGUGGCAGUAUGGGUGGCCAGCUGCCCAUCCCCAACGACGCCAACAACAUCGUUGAGGUUCCUGCUACCCGCAGCUCUAUCAGCGAUGCCGCUUCGUUCAUGCACAACCUGAGCCUGGCUCCCUCAUCCAGGGACCGCCGCGGCUCUCGCAACUCCUUCGGCACAUCCCUCCCUAUUCCUCGCUCUCCUCGUGUCUCGCGUCUCUCCUCUGUUGUGCCGGCCGACGUUUCCCGUGACAUCCUGGCUUCUCAGAUUCAGGAUAUGUCCAAGGAGAAAGUCGCCGCUGCGAAGAACAUGGCUUUUGCUUUUGACAUUGAUGGUGUGCUGGCUCACGGUAACCACCCGAUCGAGGAAGCCAAGCAGGCCCUGAAGAUGCUCAAUGGCGACAACGAGCUCGGAAUCAAGAUUCCUUACAUUCUCUUAACCAACGGUGGUGGUAAGACCGAGGCGGCUCGUUGCCAGCAGCUUUCUGAGGUCCUCGACUGCCCCAUCUCAACCGAUCAGUUCAUUCAGUCCCACACCCCCAUGCAGGCUCUUUCCGACUACUACGAGACCGUCCUCGUCUGCGGUGGUGAGGGCACGAAGAUUCGUGAGGUUGCUGAGAACUACGGCUUCAAGAACGUCAUCCUCCCCAAGGACAUCCAGGCCUGGGACCCUACCGUUUCCCCCUGGGGCCACUUCAGCGAGCAGGACCGCGCUGAGGCCAAGCCCCGCGACUUCUCCAAGAUCAAGUUUGACGCCAUCCUGGUUUUCGCCGACUCGCGCGACUACCAGACUGACUUCCAGAUCAUUAUGGAUCUGCUGCUCUCUGAGGACGGUCGUCUCCUCACGCGCGCUAAGGACCUCACCCAGGGUCGCAUCCCCAUCUACUUCUCCCAGGGUGACUUGAUCAUGCCUACAGACCACAAAGGCCCCACCCGUCUUACGCAGGGUCUCUACCGUAUCUCCAUUGAAGCGCAGUACAAGGCCCUGACCGGCCUCGAUCUUGAGCGUGUCGUCUACGGCAAGCCCGAAGAAGCCACCUACAAGUACGCAGAUGAGGUUCUGCGAUCGUGGAUGGAGCAAAUCCACAACGAGAACACACUCCCUGAGAACAUCUACAUGGUCGGCGACAACCCAGCCUCCGACAUUUGCGGUGGAAACAUGCAUGGCUGGAACACCUGCCUUGUCCGCACCGGUGUUUUCCAGGGCGGCGACAACGACGAGACGAACCCCGCCAACUUCGGCGUCUUCCCUAACGUCCUUGAGGCCGUUAAGGCCGCUGUGCGCAAGGAGCUGGGCCAGGAGUUCAAGUUGAAGUGGAACCCCAAGGUCAACCCUGUCCUGCACGGCAACAACGCCUCCGCUAUUGAAUAGACGGAGAACAAUCAUACCUUAAAGGAUUGGCGAAAAACAAUUUGGCGUUUGGUCGACAUCUCAUGUCUCAUCUCAUUCUUAUGUUAGACGCACAAGCAUACAGUGCUUUUUGUUGAUGGUUUUUUUGUUUUUCCCAGGUUGGCUACUGAUACCAUUCGUCCUGAUUGAAGUGCGGGCUACACGAUCUCCCGGCUAGCAGGCUAUCACGAUUUUAUUCUUCAUUUCAUUAUAUUACGUGGCACGAUACAGCUUAGAAUUUGGACAAAAAUUAUGUCAUUUUCAGUUCUACGGGUAGAGAUGUUUUGCUUAUUUGUUG
Molecule: messenger RNA, 1913 nt
Organism: Aspergillus nidulans FGSC A4
Lineage: Eukaryota; Fungi; Ascomycota; Eurotiomycetes; Eurotiales; Aspergillaceae
Product: phosphatidyl synthase
Exons: 1
Coding region: 146-1597 (483 amino acids)
Source: RefSeq, a predicted model, not a curated record